Molecule: messenger RNA, 744 nt
Organism: Drosophila busckii
Lineage: Eukaryota; Metazoa; Arthropoda; Insecta; Diptera; Drosophilidae
Exons: 2
Coding region: 132-647 (171 amino acids)
Source: RefSeq, a predicted model, not a curated record
CUCUCUCUUUCUAGCUGUGACUUAUUUAGUUUACAAAUUUCAGCAGCUGUACAAAAUCAAUUCCAAAUUCUUUUUCGAGUUUAGUUGGCCCGAAAUUUUGACGCAGGGCUAAGCGAGAGAGUUGAGCCACAAUGUCUGACAAUGAGGAGCAGCAAGCUGCAGCUCAGUGCAGCGGAUCGACUGGCAGCUUGCGCCGUGUGCCUUCGGCGAAUGCGAAUGUGUUUCGCAGUCUGUUUGAGACACUUGAGGCGGAGCAUUUGAAGCUGCAAGCGCUGGAGGAGCGACGUCUAAAGCUUACAGAGGAAAUGAAAAACUUGCGCCACAUGCUGCAGCUGGAGAAUCAAAAGCUGCGCAAAAGCGUUCAACGCACUACGGAGCAGUCAAGCACUCAGCAGCAUGUAACUGAAUUCAAUAGGCAAGAGCUGACCACGCUGCUCAACGAUACCGACAACAGGCCCAUCGAACUCGAGGCAGCAGAGCCGAGUCUGGAGCACUUUGUGGAAAUUGUGGAAAUCGCAGACUCAAACGAGGCCAUGCGUACGAGCACGCCAAUUCCAUUGGAGCUCAAAAGUCUAGCUGAGAGCUAUAAAACGGUGGCAAGCGAGGGUUCAGCUCAAGAUGAGGCGGCAACAGCUCAAAAGAACUAAAAGUUCAUGCUGUGAAAUUAAAAAAACAAAAUCCAAAGCUUGCUUGAAAUAAUGUAAAAUAAAAAUAUUGUAACGAAUAGCGUAAGACCGAAUAUCG